GAAAGCGUCCCGUCUGUAGCUUUUGAAUUAAAGCGGCCGAGAUUGAGUUUCUGUAAUUCCUUCCAGCUCACCAAACAACAGUUUAUGCCAAAAAUGUCGUUCACCAUCUUGUUUCAAAACAUAUGUCGCAGGCCCCAGGAGCCUAACAGCCGAUGAAUUCGACGUUUUUGUUACCGCCAGCUACGUAUCUCUGCCGCACAGCCUCGUCUAUUGCGUAGACAAUGACCCCAGCCAGCCCGUUGCGCUGGCCAUGGUCGGUCAGCGAGCCGACAAGCCGGGCCAAGUGCGCCUUGCCAUGAUGGGCGUAGCGGAAGGGCAUACGGGGAAAGGCAUUGGCAAACAGCUGGUACAGGCUCUUAUUGCGCAAGAGAGAGAACGAGGAACAAAACGCAUCGAGCUGGAAUGCAUCACGAUCAAUGAGCCCGCCUUAAAGCUCUAUCUCAACCAGGGCUUCCAAAAGUACAGGCAGCUCUCGGGAUGGGAGAGGGAUCCUAUUCCCGAAGGCGAGUUCCAGCAAAAUCCAGAUCUGAAGCAAGUCGAGGUUGAAAUGGUCCGCGAGAUUGCAAAGAAACACAUGGCUCCUGAUUUGGCCUGGCAGGCCUGGAACGCCUGGUCAGAGACCAAAACACACGAUGCAUACCAGCUUGGAAACACUUAUGCCAUCAUCACCAAGCCAGACGAUAAGAACAGCGACAAAGUCAGUCUGACCUCGCUGUUUGUCAUGCCAGAGUAUCGCCGUCAGGGCCAGGGCGAGCGAAUGGCCAAGGCACUCCUUGCGCUGUGUGUCGGGAAGAAAGUAAUGGUGGGAGCUCUAUUCCCGAGAGAGUAUGGCGAGGAAAUGGCAGCAAAGUUGGGUUUUAGAGAUACGGAGAUUCAACAAUUUCACUUGGAGAUGAAUCUGUGAUGAAGAAUCGGGAC
Molecule: messenger RNA, 918 nt
Organism: [Torrubiella] hemipterigena
Lineage: Eukaryota; Fungi; Ascomycota; Sordariomycetes; Hypocreales; Clavicipitaceae
Source: the annotation of a GenBank genome assembly